AUGUAUGAUGGCGAUGAAGAAGACGACGGACAGCAAGCAGAUUUGGGUCUCACGAAGACAGCUGGGCAUGGGGAAGAGACAUGGAAUACCAACUUCUACAUCUAUCGAGGAGCCCACACUUUAGCAACAAUACCAGGGCCUACUCAUGUUAUGGUCGACAUUUCCGUCAAUCAUAUUCCCAACAAUGCCUUUUUUCAACAAGAUUCACUAAUGUCGGUUGCCCUUCCAAGAGAUUUGCACCAAAUUGGGGAUCAAGCGUUUUCCCAGUGUCAUUCCCUCCUUGCAAUGACCCUCUCACUGCAUUUGGAAUCGAUUGGUCGCUUGGCCUUUGCAGAAUGUACUUCGCUGACACAUAUUGACUUUGCACCAGAUUCUCAGCUGAAAUCCAUGG
Cylindrotheca closterium is the source of this 391-nucleotide messenger RNA. NCBI's taxonomy places the organism in Eukaryota, Bacillariophyta, Bacillariophyceae, Bacillariales, Bacillariaceae. The record is from the annotation of a GenBank genome assembly.